CUAACGGGUCCCACAAUUCAUCAAAACGGGCCCAUCCAAGCCAAGCCCGGACCCACCUCCCACCAUCGUAUAGCGUGUAUCCCACUUCCCCAUUUGUCCCUUUUGCCUCAGUCGGAAACAACCAAAAAAAAUAAAAAAAAUUUAACAGUGUGGAGGAACGAACUAUGUAGUAUACUAAACAAUGAAGCAAAAUAAAGUUUUUGAGAGCCAAAAUCCAUAGAAAGAAAAUUCCACAGCGAGAAAAAACGAUAAAGGGGAUCGCUGAGGCAACUUUAUUUUUUUUCAUUUCAUUUCAUUUUUAUUUGUUCUAUCAAUUUUGGGGAUUUUAGGGUUUAUAUUUUUUUUUGGGAGGAAGAAUUUUGUGAAGGAUGACGGAGGUGGUCGUCCAUAUAUAUGAUGUGACGAAUAGUGGCAACGAUAAGACCAACAACACCAUUAUGCAGAUCAACAAGUUUUUCAAAGACGGUAUUGGUCUUGGUGGCAUCUUCCAUAGUGCCGUUCAGGUUUAUGGAGAUGACGAGUGGUCCUUUGGGUUCUGUGAGCAAGGUACUGGAGUUUUUAGCUGUCCUGCUGGGAAAAAUCCAAUGUAUACAUACCGUGAAUGCAUUGUACUCGGAAACACAGACCACUCUAUUUUCAAAGUGAACCAGAUACUGAGAGAGCUUAGUAGAGAAUGGCCCGGACACUCAUAUGAUUUGUUGUCAAAGAAUUGCAAUCACUUUUGUGAUGAAUUUUGUGAAAGACUCCGUGUUCAAAAGCUUCCUGGUUGGAUUAACAGGUUUGCUCAUGCUGGUGACGCUGCCGUUGAGAUAGCUGGAACUACUGCUUUUAGGCUGAGGCAAGCUAAAACAGAGAUUGUUACAGCGAGUAAAGUGGCUUAUAGGUUCUUCGCAGGAGUGGCUUCCAAUAAUUCCGUUGGCCCCGAGUCUCCUGGCAGCUCUGGUCGGGGAGCUCCUAGGUUUCAAGCUAAUUGGUUUAAAAAUUUUAUCACCACUGGUGCCAAACCAUCUAGUUCAGAAUUGGAGAAUCACAGCGAAGAAGUGCUAGGACAGCAGCAGCAGCAUGUCACAGGGACUCCUUUGAGGCAAAACUCGCGGCAGAACAGCUAAAAGAGUUCCACUCAUCUGCCCCGUUCCGUGUUAUAGUUCAUGAUGUAGUCGGACACGAGGAAUAUCGUUUCUCACAUCAAUCCUUGUUAUCGUCAAGAAAAUGCAAGCUUAUUGCUGUUGAUUUGUUGUGGAAUUAUGUAAAUCAUUUUGUUUUUUGGUGCUGCUUAAAUGUUGUAAUUUGUUAUGGGAUUAUGCAAAAUUGCUCUGCUAUUUUGGUUCUGUUGAUUAAUACUAGAAAACUGUACGGACAAAUUGACAAUUUCAUAGUAUCUUUAGGUACUUUUCUUCAAUUUCAA
Messenger RNA from Capsicum annuum, 1405 nucleotides. Its product is annotated as deSI-like protein At4g17486. Bases 369 to 1109 code for a protein of 246 amino acids. Gene Ontology annotation, biological process: protein deubiquitination. The transcript has 4 exons. The record is from RefSeq and is a predicted model, not a curated record. NCBI's taxonomy places the organism in Eukaryota, Viridiplantae, Streptophyta, Magnoliopsida, Solanales, Solanaceae. Gene Ontology annotation, molecular function: deubiquitinase activity.